Fonsecaea nubica is the source of this 615-nucleotide messenger RNA. RefSeq lists its product as hypothetical. Gene Ontology annotation, cellular component: Ino80 complex. The record is from RefSeq and is a predicted model, not a curated record. NCBI's taxonomy places the organism in Eukaryota, Fungi, Ascomycota, Eurotiomycetes, Chaetothyriales, Herpotrichiellaceae. The transcript has a single exon. Gene Ontology annotation, biological process: chromatin remodeling. The coding region runs from base 1 to 615 and encodes 204 amino acids.
AUGCCUCCAUCCACCCCACAGCCCCAAGAUGAUUCCCACCAGCAACUCCUCGAUCAAAUGGAUAUUUACUACACGCCCAAGCCCUUCCGCAAUGCGCACUGGAAGCCCGGCACGCGACGAAACAAGAACACCAAGCAGAUCAUCUCCGAGUCGCAACGAAAAGAAGCCUCCGUGCUCGCCACCCAGAACAACUCGGGCGCCUCGACACCUCUCCCGGCCACGGGCGCGAAUUCAGAUGGCGCAUCUACACCUGCCUACCCACCUUCUUCAGCGGCGAAGCCCCUCAACAUGGCCCAGGCGACACAGAGCUUGAGCACCCUGGUACUGGAAAGGAAUCUGCAGAGGGAGAGAGCGUCAAAUAUCACACUUCUGGGAGCUGGUGGCAUGAUGGGAGGGCCAGCCGUCACCUACACCAACAUUGAGAGCGCUCCGAGUCUACAUCCCGCAAAUCACAAGCAUUACUGUGACAUUACUGGCCUGCCGGCCAAAUAUACAGAUCCCAAGACAAAGCUGAGAUACUACGACGGGGAGAUCUUCGCGGUGGUGAGGAGUCUGCCGCAGGGCGCACCAGACCAAUAUCUUGCGGCCAGAGGAGCGAAUGUCGUCCUCAAGUGA